GAAAUGGCUUCUUCUUUAGGCUUCAAUUUCUUCUUCCUGCCAUUGGUUUUCGCCAUCUUCACCAGACCAACGCUCGCCGUGUUCAAACCAAGCGCGUGGAAGCUCGCUCAUGCCACCUUUUAUGGCGACGAAACUGCCUCCGCUACCAUGGGAGGAGCUUGUGGGUAUGGAAACUUGUUUACGAACGGUUAUGGAACCGACACAGUAGCGUUAAGCUCGACAUUGUUCAACAAUGGCUAUGCUUGUGGGACAUGCUUUCAGAUCAAAUGCGUGCAGUCGAAGGCGUGUUACGCAAACGUGAAAUACACCACCGUGACGGCGACAAACCUAUGCCCGCCAAAUUGGUCACAGGACUCGAACGCAGGCGGGUGGUGCAACCCACCAAGAGUUCACUUCGACAUGGCCAAGCCGGCGUUCAUGAAGAUCGCUUGGUGGAAGGCCGGAAUAGUCCCUAUCGCGUACCGUAGGGUUCCGUGUGCGAAAAAAGGCGGCGUUCGAUUCAGCUUGCAAGGAAAUGGGUAUUGGUUAUUGGUGUACGUGAUGAACGUAGGCGGCGGCGGCGAUGUGUACUCAAUGGCGGUGAAAGGAAGCAAAACGGGGUGGAUAACAAUGAGCCAUAACUGGGGAGCUUCAUACCAAGCUUUUUCAUCAUUGGGUGGCCAAGGCCUCUCUUUUAGAAUCACUUCCUACACAACAAGAGAGACCCUUACUUUAUGGAAUGUCAUUCCUUCAAAUUGGCAAGUUGGGUUGACUUAUAAUUCUAAUGUCAACUUCCGUUGACUUGUUUGAAGAGGAUCAGUUUCUAGCUCUUUGGUUUUUGGUUUGAUGAGCUGUUUGAUUGUUUGUUUAUGGAAGAAUUA
This is a messenger RNA of Cucurbita pepo subsp. pepo (vegetable marrow), 860 nucleotides long. Its product is annotated as expansin-A7-like. NCBI's taxonomy places the organism in Eukaryota, Viridiplantae, Streptophyta, Magnoliopsida, Cucurbitales, Cucurbitaceae. The record is from RefSeq and is a predicted model, not a curated record. Gene Ontology annotation, biological process: plant-type cell wall organization. Gene Ontology annotation, cellular component: extracellular region.